AUGAGCACACAUAGCUCACAUAAACAAACCCAAAAAGGGGAGAAACCAUUUAAAGGUGUGGAGUGUGGAAAGACUUUCACUGAUAGAACACAUCAGCCUUCUCACAUGGGAAAGAACAGAUUCAAAUGCAAGGAGUGCGGGAAGAACUUCAGUCAGAGUGGACACCUCAAUAUACAUCAACGGACUCACACAGGGGAGAAACCUUUUAAAUGUAUGGAAUGCGGAAAGAGCAUUAGUCGGAAUACAAACCUUAAAUUACACCAGCGUACUCACACGGGUGAAAAACCAUAUGAAUGUAUGGAAUGUGAAAAGCGCUUCAGUCACAGUGGACAACUAAAUAUACAUCUACAGACUUCAGAAAGAGCUUCAGUCAGAAUGGUGACCUUAAAUCACACCAUCGGACUCACACAGGGGAGAAACCAUUUAAAUGUAUGGAGUGUGGAAAGAGAUUUAGUGAUAAUGGAACCCUUAGAACACAUCAAUGGACUGACACAGGGGAGAAACCAUAUGAAUGUAUGGAGUGUGGAAAGACCUUCAGUUUCAAUGCAACCCUUAGAUGACAUCAACAGACUCACACAGGGGAAAAACCAUAUGAAUGUAAGGAGUGCGGAGAGAGCUUCGGUUUCAGUGAAACCCUUAGAAGACAUCAACAGACUCACACAGGGGAGAAACCAUUUGAAUGUAUGGUGUGUGGAAAGAGCUUUAGUGAUAAUGGAAAACAUCAACGGACUCACACAGGGGAGAAACCAUUUGAAUGUAUGGUGUGUGGAAAGAGCUUUAGUGCUAAUGGACAACUUAAAACACAUCAACGCACUCACACAGGGGAAAAACCAUAUAAAUGCAUGGGGUGCGGAAGGAAAUUCAGUCAGAGUGGGCAGCUCAAUAUGCAUCAACUGACUCACACAGGGGAGAAACCUUUUAAAUGCACGGAAUGCGGAAAGAGCUUUAGUCAGAAUACAAACCUUAAAUUACACCAGCGUACUCACACGGGUGAAAAACCAUUUAAAUGGAUGGAGUGUGGAAAGAGCUUCAGUCGGAAUGGAAACCUUAAAUUACACAAGCGGACUCAUAGAGGGAAGAAACCAUAUGAAUGUAUGGAGUGCGGAAAGAGAUUUAGUGAUAAUUCAACCCUUAGAAGACAUCAACAGACUCACACGGGGAAGAAACCAUGUAAAUGUAUGGAGUGCGGAAAGAACUUUCGUGAUAAUGGAGCCCUUACAACACAUCAACGGACUCACACAGGGGAGAAACCAUAUGAAUGUAUGGAUUGCGGAAAGAGCUUCAGUCGCAAUGGAAGUUUUAGAAAACAUCAGCAGACCCACAUCAGAGAAACCAUUUAA
Molecule: messenger RNA, 1340 nt
Organism: Podarcis lilfordi (Lilford's wall lizard)
Lineage: Eukaryota; Metazoa; Chordata; Lepidosauria; Squamata; Lacertidae
Source: the annotation of a GenBank genome assembly